Messenger RNA from Diachasma alloeum, 726 nucleotides. RefSeq lists its product as uncharacterized. Lineage: Eukaryota; Metazoa; Arthropoda; Insecta; Hymenoptera; Braconidae. The record is from RefSeq and is a predicted model, not a curated record. The transcript has a single exon. The coding region runs from base 1 to 726 and encodes 241 amino acids.
AUGGUCAGAUCUGUGAAGGAUCUUCUGAGGAACGUUUUAGGUAGAGCUUGCUUGGACUACGAGGAGCUGAAUACAGUAUUGUGUGACUGCGAAGCUGUGAUAAAUUCACGUCCAAUCACCUACAUGACAGAAGAUCCAACUCAAUUGGCGCCGCUCACUCCAGCUAUGUUCAUCCAGGAUCUGCAGGAGGUGGGAGUGCCCGAUUUAGAUUCUAUUGAUAACACUACUCUGAAGAAAAGAUUGAAGUAUCGCAUCAAAUUGAAAACUGAUUUGAGGAAACGUUUUCGUGAUGAAUAUUUCGGUCAGUUUUCUCGCAGACAAUCUCAGGAGCUCCUCGAGCACUGUAUAAAACCAGGGGAAGUUAUUUUAAUUGGCAAUGACUCAUCAAAACGCUUGGAUUGGCCAUUGGCUCUGGUAAAGGAGGCUAUUCAGGGACGUGAUGGACACGUACGAGUCUUGAGAUUGAAAACUGCCUCUGGGGAAAUGAUCAGAUCAGUUCAACGAGUUUAUCUAUUGAAAUUGUCAGUUGAGUCGGAUCAAGAGAUACUUCCACUGCUAAAGAAAUUACAUGAGGUGUCAAGUAAGAAUUCGAGAAGGCGUAAGGUUCUAGAGGAGAAUCAGAAGGAGGAUCCAGUUGUCCCCGAGACACUACCAGAGAAACCAGCGGCAAAGAAGUGCUCACGUAACGGCCGAUCAAUUAAGAAGCCAUCCAGGAUGGAGUUGUGA